Messenger RNA from Protopolystoma xenopodis, 1062 nucleotides. The record is from the annotation of a GenBank genome assembly. Lineage: Eukaryota; Metazoa; Platyhelminthes; Monogenea; Polystomatidea; Polystomatidae.
UUCGAACACCGGCCUGGACUUUGGUGCGUCGACCUGUCCGGUCUGGCGGCUAGGCUGUCGGAUUCUGAUCCGACUAGCCCCGACCAAUUGUUCCCUGCACAGCUAAGCGGAGAAAGUUUUGGCAAGCCAAGCUCCGCUUCCUCGGGAGGCCGACCUUCAGUCGCCACUCUGUCGUCACUCUCCUCGAUCAUUCAAACAGGCGAUCGUCGCUUCCAGACGGUCUUUGGCUCUGCUUCUGCCCUCUCGGAUGAUCUGGGCUUGGUUUCCAACACUUCUCGGAUGGCAUCUGCGCCGCCUGUCUUCGCGAUAGACAUUCGCUGGUCCGGGCUUCCGCUCGCCUCGCUGGGCCCCUCCGAGAUGGGACUGCAGAUAGACUCCGCUAAAGCGGCUGUUGAGCCUGAAGCCUCCCGAGUCCUCCCGGCCUCCGGGGUGCCCAGCUUUCAGCACGAAGGACGGUCCACUACGUGGGCUUAUCUCUCCACAUACUCGAUUCCGUCUGCGGUCUCUUCGUCUUCCGUCCUGCCUAAGAUCUCCUCGCAGACCCACUUGGCCACAAAUACAAUCGAGACGUCAUCCAAACCCUUGUCUCUAGACCGUUCUGGACCAUCUAACAGUCAAAUCUCUCCGCUUCCCUGUUAUCUGCUCUCAGAGCUUCGAGAACGCGCCCACCUCAAGGCCUGGCAGAUGAACUUUCGCACCAAGAGCCUGGCACACACAGACGUCUCCAAUUCUGUAGAUACAUCCGGCGCUGUCUCCUUCACUGCCCUACCCUCCUCCAAUGUGCCAAAGUCUGCAGCUAAACCGCUUGUGACCACCGAGCUGAAUAAACGGUUUGUCAAGCACUGGCAGACGAGCAGUCACAACAGGCCUAAGCUCAAAAUUCAGAGAAGUGGUGGAUUUACUAACUCUGACAUAACUGAAGAUGAAGUGUAUCACUAUGCUGAUAUUGAUAAUUCGGCAGGAGAUUCAACAGAAGAGGAAAAAGAGGAUCCAGAUUUCAGAAUGCUGGACCAGUCCGGUGAAAAGAUGCGUCAUGUAAGUAAAACUGUUGAUUUUUUGUAA